CCUCAGUGAGAUCAAGAUGGCAGCUUGCUCUGAGCGUGGUAUGGGAAAAUAAAUCGAAAACAAAACAAUAGCAGGACUGUUAUAAACCAAGAAAACGAGUAAUGUGAGGAUCGAUGAGCAUAGCACACGAAGAGACAUCGGGCAAACACAAUUCAGAGGAAUGUUAUCAGCAAAGGGGCUGCAUCUUCACUGCUUUUGUGUCGGCAAUGAAGUAAUUCAAAAAGAUUUCAGUCAGUAAUAGCUAAUGGAGACUAAUUGGUGGAACAACAGCACCUGACCCACAAUGGACAGUUUCUUCAAAGCAGCAGUCAGUGAUUUGGAUAAAUUGCUGGAUGAUUUUGAACAGAAUACAGAUGAAUUUGAAUACUGCAAGACACAUUCUGCAAGUUUUUGUGAUUUAGCUUAUCAGUCUUCCGUAGUCACUCCCCAUGGAUUUACACCAGAAAGUGUUUCAGAUCCUGCAUCAGUUUCAGAGGGCACAGACAGAGAACACAAUGUUUUUGAUUCACUUGAAUCUACAGAGAGAAAAGAAAUUUAUACUAAAUUAUGUCAACAUGCUACAAGUCCUUUAACAGAUUUAGACCUUCUUUCUACAGUUGACAACAGAAAGGCUAAAACAAUUGAAACUUACUGUUUGGAGCAUGAAAGUAAACCAGUCUGUGAUUUGGUUAGUGAUACUGAAGCAGUUAUUAACCGGGACUACAGUCUUAGUUUAUCUGAAAAUGUGAAUACUGUGGAAUGUCCAUUGGAAGACCACUUACUAGUUGACCUUAGUGCUCUCCAUGUGCAUAAUACAGGAGACAGAGUACACAAUGACAUCUACUUCGUGUCCAAUGAACAACUUCAUACCACAACAACUACAGACAUUUUUGAGAAUUCAAAGCAUGGGGCAGACUUGAGCCAGCUUAAUAUAAUUCUACCCUCUAUGAAUAAAGAUGAAAGUGUAAAUUCAAACAUUGACUGUUAUCCAAAAGAAAAUUGUACUGAAAAGAUUGAGGAAAAAAAUAUAAUAGAAUGCACCCAAUUUCAGAAACCCAAAUCUUGUUUGAUAACGAAUGAUCAAAGUAGCUCCAAUGCUUUAGAAAGUGGGUGCCUUUUAAAUUCAUUUGAAAGUAAUGCUCUCAAAUCAGAUAGUGUUUCUAAUCAUGAUGAAACAGUACAAAAUCAUGCUAGAACCGAAACUGCAUUGGAGCAAAAAUCGUCAUUGGAGCAUUUGGAUAAAUUACUUAAUGAAGAGAUGUGUGUUGAUAAUGCAGAUACUCCUUUUAUAAAAGGACCUGAACCAGAGAAAAGCAACAGAUUUGUCUGUGGCGCAGAACAUGAUAACAAUGCUCUGUUAUCAUGCCUUCCAGUUGCUGUUUCUGUGCAUAGCUCCUUAAUUGCAGCAGAAAACUCUCUGAACAACAAACAUGUGGCAAAUGAAUCUGAGAAUGUGCUUUUGGGUGAGACACCGGCCCCUCACACCAGUGAGUGCUUAUCGAAUGCACCAGAGACUUUGUUUGUGGAUGUGACAUGGAAACCACAAAUCCCUGAACAUUCUCUAGAUACAGAGGAGCCUAUGCAACCAAAUGUGAUGUACAGUCUUCAGAGAAGAAAUCAAAGUUUUGAUGUACCUGAAAUUGCAUAUGCUGAUGCAGCCCAGCAUCCUGAAAGCAGCAAAGUUGAUAAUUUGCCAAAGGUGAUAGCUGUGGGUAUGUCCCAGAACCUUCAAAGUAACAGUUUACAUCAUGAAUUGGACACUGCAGGACACACUGUGAUGAUAAAGCACAGUACAGAAAACAGUGAAUGUUUGCAUGAAGAAAAUGAGGUAGAGAUAAAAACACUUAUAGUUGAUGACGAAAAGCCUACUUUUGCAAUGGAGGGAACUACAGAUGUUGAUCGCAUUGGUCCUGAUACUACUUGCAAAGGCAGCCAGCCUGACAUCACAGGAGUCCUUGAUAUGCCGCCACCUAUAACAUGUGUUGUGUCUAAUGCAAUUGUCAAUAUUAAUGAAUUAGUAAAUCCAGAGGAUGUUACCAACUCUCAUCAGGUUGAUACCAUUGAUUACAGUUCCUUGACGGAAAGCAUAUCCUUCUCUUUGGAUUAUUCUGAUAACAUAAUUUCCAAUAAAGAUGCAGUGGAUGACUUCUGUUUGGGUGGCAUGGUGACUGAUGAAGAGCUAGAUGCAUUUUUACGAGAGCAAGCCCUUAAAAGUAUGGAUUCCAAAAUGCCCGACUCAGUAGAAGAAGGUUUUUUAAAAAUAAAUGAUGACCCUGCCCAAAACUCUCAGGCUGGCAAGAGUAUCUUUAAUAGUGCUGAAGAUGCUGUGAAUGCUGAGUCUGAACUGCCAGAGUCUGAGAGAACUUUUUCUAGAGUAGAUAGAAAGGAAACCGAUUUCCUAAAUGAUAGUAAGGAAAGUAAUAAAUACUUAAAUGAAGGGAUGGAAAGAGGUGAUUUAGUUUUGAUUAAAUCAGUUUCUAGUAGUCCUUCAGUUAAUCAGAUUGUUAGUAAUGAAAGUAUUCAUUUUGGAGGAGCAAGACCUAAGCAGCUUUUUAUGCAUCCUUCAAGAUCUUUACAAAAAGACCCCAAGAACGAUAAUGAAAGUGACAACUGCAGUGAUGGAUUAUAUUCUGCAGAGGAAGAACCUGUUAACAUUAAUUUAGCUAAUACUCCAGAAAUUUGUCAAGGUAAAUUAUUCACAGGUCCUGAAUACUGUAACUCGGAGAGCAAAGAUCAUUUAAGUGAGAUUGAAGAGACUUCUGACUCUUUGACUAUUCUUGCAAAUGUAGAAGAUGACCUUGGGGAAUCAUUUCUUCCUAAUGAUAAGCUGACGAAAGAGACGUCAAGUUUAGGACUGAAACAACCUUUCUGGGUACCUGAUUCAGAUGCACCAAAAUGCAUGCGGUGCCAUUGCCGGUUCACUUUCACUAAACGAAGGCAUCACUGUCGGGCAUGUGGAAAAGUGUUUUGUGGGGUAUGCUGUAAUAGGAAAUGCAAGCUAGAGUACAUGGAAAAAGAAGCAAGAGUUUGUGCAAUAUGCUAUGAGACUAUUCAUAAAGCUCAAGCCUUUAAAAGAAUGAUGAGUCCUACGGGUCCAAAUCCAAACCCAAAUGUGCCUUCUGAAUAUUGCUCCACCAUCCCACCCAUGCAACAAGCAAAGGCAGCGGGAACGCUCAACUCUCCGCCUCCAACUGUAAUGGUUCCUGUGUCUGUACUGAAGCACCCUGGAACUGAAGCUGGCUGUCCACGAGAGCAGAAGAGAGUCUGGUUUGCAGAUGGUAUCUUACCAAAUGGGGAAAUUGCAGACCCAUGUAAACUAACCUCGGGGAGCAGAAGGUUGUCUCAAGACUCUAGUCCUGUGACCCAAGAACCACCUGAGGACAGAUUACCUGAUUCACCACUGCUUAAGGUGCAGGAUUCUCCAGAUGAAUUCCCAGUGACAGAAAAGUCACUUCAGUGCUCGUUGGAUGCUGCCUUAGACACUGCCUCUUCAAGUUCUGGUGUGAAUGUUACUAAUUUUCCAAGUGAACCCUCAGAUUUCAGAGUGUUGGUGAAAGUACAGAAACUGGUUAAGAAAGCUACAAGUCUCAUACCAGAUGAUGAAGAUGGGUUGCCGCCACUGGUUGUUUUUCCAAAAGUAGACCAAGGAGGAGAUAUUUUUGUUGAUGAUUACCCUUUAAUCAAUGAAGUAAUGUUAAAACUAGAAAAUGAUAAUGUUGAACUGGUGACUUUUGCACUAAACGCCAACCUCUUAGUUAAUGUCCUGAAGGUGACCUACUGUUUACAGAAGUGCUGGUGUUUCAGCUCAAAUGGAUUACAAGCCUUUGGCCAGGCAGAAGUUGUUAUAGUUUUACAUUGUCAGUUGGAAGAAAAAAGUCUGCUUAAAGAUAUCUUCAGUCUCUAUAUGACAAUUUAUCAAGAUGCACUGAAUGGAAAACAUACUGAAAAUCUUGGAAGCAUAACUUUCACAGAGAGUUUCCUUGGGAGUAAAGACCAUGGUGGAUUUCUGUUCAUUUCUCCUACAUUCCAGCCGAUAAAUGAUCUCUAUAUUCCAAACUGUCCUGUGGUCUUUGGCAUCCUUAUUCAUAAACUAGAGGUGCCAUGGGCCAAAGUUUUUCCUCUUCGUUUAAUGCUGCGGCUUGGAGCAGAGUAUAACGUAUAUCCUUCUACUCUGAUGAGUGUUAGAUGCCGUAAGCCUUUAUUCAGAGAACCGGGCCACACUGUAAUGAACUUGCUUAUGGAUUUGAGAAAUUACCAGUACACGUUGCCAUACAUCGAGGGCUUGCUGAUUCUAAUGGAAAUGGGAAAUAGUUCUAUUGAAAUCCCUAAAGAAAAAUAUAAUGAGGUAAUGAAAUUGUUAACUUCUCCCAAUGAGCAUGUUAUCAGUAUGGGUGCAAGUUUUGGCGCAGAAGCUGAUUCUUAUCUGGUGUGUGUUCAGAAUGAAGAUGGGGCCUAUCAAACACAAGCAAACAGCAAAGCAGGGAAGACCAGAAAAACAACGGGUGCAAGCUUUGUUGUGUUUAAUGGAGCCCUUAAAACCUCAUCUGGAUUCAUUGGCAAAUCCAGCAUAGUUGAAGAUGGUUUAAUGGUUCAGAUAACCCCAAAUACGAUGGAGGCACUUCGUCAGUCCCUUAGGGACAAAAAGGACUUCCAGAUUCCUUGUGGAAAAGUAAAUUCACCAGACUCAAGAGAAUAUGUUAACAUUCGUUGGGUGGAACAGAGGUCAUCUUUGAGAGCUGGUUUUGUUAGUCCAGUUGACGGAAAGUCUUUGGAAGCUGUACCAAGCAUAAAACUACAACAGGAGGCCGAAUUUGAGGCUGCGGGAAAAUGCAUCAAAUGCACCGAGGUAUUUUAUGUUUUGAAAAGCGAGGCGGUGUCCUUUGCCAACAUCCCACCUGCUCACAGUCAGUUUCUGAAGGAGAUUGCAACAUCCUGUUGUGCUGCUCUUUCUGUUCACCUCCUGUCACUGACACAGAGUCACGUCAAUAACCUGGGACUUCGAAUCUUCUCAGAAACAGAUGUGGUUGAAUACCAGGCAGGAUCUGGAGGAAAGCUACUUCCACAGGCAUACAUGAAUGAACUGGAUAAUGUCCUGAUUCCUGUUAUCCAUGGUGGGAAUGUCGCGCUUCUACAUUACCCAGUGGAGCUUGAAUUUAUUUUCUUCAUAACGGAAAGACUGGACUGACAGGACUGAAUACAUUUAACAUUUACAUAAACCAAAGCAUUAUUUAUAUUUAUUGUUAUUCAUGUAUAGCAAAUAACUGAAAGUACUGGACAAUAGUAAUUUGAUUAAUCUGGGUGCGUGGUUUACCUCCUAACUAGAGCGUGUUAUACCAUACGGAACCUAAGCCUUAUAUUACAUUGGAUACCUGGCACUUUAUCUGCAGAGAGGUUAUAUAAUCUUUAACAUGUUCUCUUUCUAAUUCUGAGAAAUUACUGAAUCUUUUGUAUUUAAAUUUUACGUCAAUUAUAGUAGUUUUAUUUUCGAUUAGAAGUAUUCGGUAUAAAAUAUUCUGUAAAUGUUUUACUCUGCUGCUCCUUUCUUUGUGGUAUUUUUGGAAAACCCUGUUGUCUUUAGGCUUUUUUAUUAGAUCUCUCCUGUAUAGAAAAUAUUUGGAUAGAAACACUAUUCUGGAAGCUUUAUUUUGGGAGCAUCAAAAAUAUUUUUGAUAGAUUGGCAUUCAGUUGAUCUGCUAUUGCCAUGCAGUCAUCAUUGCACACCUGUGAACUUUCAGAGUAACUCAAAUAUCUGAGUAAGUUACAGUCAGAGCUUUCAAAAGUUAAUUUCACAUUUACCAUUUUGGACUACAGGUUACUGAACAUAAUGCAGAAGAAAAUAUGUUGUGAAAGUAUGUUUUUGUCACUGAAAUGGGAUUUUAUUAUUAAAUUAUAUAUGAUACAAUA
This is a messenger RNA of Polypterus senegalus (gray bichir), 5883 nucleotides long. It is a transcript of the gene zfyve16, whose product is annotated as zinc finger, FYVE domain containing 16. Bases 284 to 5164 code for a protein of 1626 amino acids. Lineage: Eukaryota; Metazoa; Chordata; Cladistia; Polypteriformes; Polypteridae. Gene Ontology annotation, cellular component: early endosome membrane. Gene Ontology annotation, biological process: endosomal transport. Gene Ontology annotation, molecular function: metal ion binding. The transcript is spliced from 19 exons. The record is from RefSeq and is a predicted model, not a curated record.